Anopheles nili is the source of this 1956-nucleotide messenger RNA. RefSeq names its product G protein-coupled receptor kinase 2 (gene Gprk2). The coding region runs from base 1 to 1956 and encodes 651 amino acids. NCBI's taxonomy places the organism in Eukaryota, Metazoa, Arthropoda, Insecta, Diptera, Culicidae. The transcript has 11 exons. The record is from RefSeq and is a predicted model, not a curated record. Gene Ontology annotation, molecular function: ATP binding; G protein-coupled receptor kinase activity. Gene Ontology annotation, cellular component: cytoplasm. Gene Ontology annotation, biological process: protein phosphorylation; regulation of signal transduction; signal transduction.
AUGGAAUUAGAGAACAUCGUGGCCAAUACGGUCUACCUGAAGGCGCGCGAAGGCGGCUCCGACAGUAACAAAGGAAAGAGCAAAAAAUGGCGCAAGAUCCUCCAGUUCCCGCACAUAUCGCAAUGCAUCGAUCUCAAGAACAAAAUAGAUGUAAGCUAUGGUUACGUAGUCGAUCAGCAGCCAAUCGGACGUGAGCUGUUCCGGCAGUUCUGCAAGGUGAAACGGCCGCAGUACUCCCGGUACAUCACCUUCCUCGAUGACGCCACAAGAUACGAACUUGCGGCCGAUGAGCACCGGGUCGAUCUGGCGUAUGAUGUCGCGAAGCGCUACCUCGGCCUGUGCACGGAAAGCCAACGCGAGGACAGCGGUGGAGGCGGAGGCUGUGACAGCGAUGGCGGCAAGUGUGACGACGACAGCGGCAUCGGCGGCGAUACGAAGAAGCUCAGCAAUCACGACGACCCGGAGAAGAGCCUGACCGGGUCCAACUCGGUCACCACCAACACCAUCAACAACGAGAAGGACGAGUUCGUCCUGGACGUGCUGAACGAUGACAUGGUGGCGCAGGUUCGGACGAAGCUAUCGACCGGAAACAAGGAGCUGUUCGAGGCGUCCAUUACGGCGGUGCGGGCCUUCCUGGCCGGUGAACCAUUCCGGGAAUUCGAGGCUUCGAUGUACUUUCACAGGUACCUCCAGUGGAAGUGGCUCGAAGCACAACCGGUUACUUACAAAACUUUCCGCAUGUAUCGUGUCCUCGGAAAGGGUGGAUUCGGCGAAGUCUGCGCAUGUCAGGUACGCGCCACGGGCAAGAUGUACGCCUGUAAGAAGCUGGAGAAGAAACGCAUCAAGAAGCGGAAGGGCGAAUCGAUGGUGCUGAUAGAGAAGCAGAUCCUGCAGAAGAUAAACUCGCGCUUCGUGGUGAAUCUAGCGUACGCGUACGAGACCAAGGACGCCCUUUGUCUGGUGUUAACGAUUAUGAACGGAGGCGAUUUGAAGUUUCACAUUUACAAUAUGGGCGGCGAGCCUGGAUUUGAGCUUUCUCGUGCGCGGUUUUACGCCGCCGAGGUGGUCUGCGGGCUGGAACACCUGCACCAGCAAGGCAUCGUCUAUCGGGACUGCAAGCCGGAAAAUAUUCUGCUGGACGAUCAUGGGCACGUGCGCAUCUCGGAUCUCGGGCUGGCGGUGGAAAUUCCGGAAGGCGAUAUGGUUAGGGGGAGAGUUGGCACCGUCGGAUACAUGGCACCGGAAGUUAUCGACAACGAGAAGUACGCCUUCUCGCCGGACUGGUUCAGCUUUGGAUGCCUGCUGUACGAGAUGAUUGAGGGCCAGGCACCGUUUCGCGCCCGGAAGGAGAAGGUCAAGCGCGAAGAGGUCGACCGACGGGUGAAGGAGGAUCCGGAAAAGUAUUCGCACAAGUUCAGCGAUGACGCCAAAUUGUUGUGCCAGCAGCUGCUAGUGAAAGCGGUUAAGAGCCGGCUCGGGUGCCGCAAUGGGCGGCACGGUGCGCGCGAAGUGAAGCUACUUCCGUUCUUUAACAGUAUUAACUGGAAACGGCUUGAGGCCGGACUAAACGAUCCCCCGUUUGUGCCGGAUCCCCACGCUGUUUAUGCCAAAGAUGUGCUGGACAUCGAGCAAUUUUCUACGGUGAAAGGCGUCAACUUGGAUGCGACGGAUGAAAAUUUCUACACCAAGUUCAACACUGGUUCCGUGUCAAUACCGUGGCAGGAUGAGAUGAUCGAAACGGAAUGCUUCCGGGAGCUGAACGUGUUCGGUGUGAACGAAUGCCCGACUCCGGAUCUUCUCAUCAACGCGCCGCCAGUGGUGGAGAAACCGGGCUGCUUUCCGUUCCGGAGAAAAAAAAAGCAAACGGCGCGCGAAAAACCGGUUCCGUUUAACGAGAAGUUGCUAUCCUCUAGUCAAACAACGGUUAGCUGUAGCCAGGCACCAAACGAGAGCUGA